This is a messenger RNA of Molossus molossus (Pallas's mastiff bat), 4210 nucleotides long. RefSeq names its product phosphatidylinositol transfer protein membrane associated 1 (gene PITPNM1). The record is from RefSeq and is a predicted model, not a curated record. Gene Ontology annotation, molecular function: phosphatidylcholine intramembrane carrier activity; phosphatidylcholine binding; phosphatidylinositol transfer activity. Bases 211 to 3924 code for a protein of 1237 amino acids. Gene Ontology annotation, biological process: phospholipid transport. Gene Ontology annotation, cellular component: cytoplasm. NCBI's taxonomy places the organism in Eukaryota, Metazoa, Chordata, Mammalia, Chiroptera, Molossidae. The transcript is spliced from 24 exons.
CCGGAGGGCGAACAGGGAGAAAGGUCGGGGCCAUGGGCCGGCGCUGCGGUUCCCGAGGGUCCGGCCACUGCUGGAACCCGAGACCGGGGGUGGGGGCGCUUAGGGCUCAGACCCUUAGCCCGUCCGCCCCCACCCGUGCCCGGUGAGGGGCGCCCGCCCUCAACUAGAGGCGGAGCGGAGGCCGCGCGCAGCCGGCUGAGCGCUUUCAGGAUGCUCAUCAAGGAGUACCACAUUCUGCUGCCCAUGAGCCUGGAUGAGUACCAGGUGGCCCAGCUCUACAUGAUCCAGAAAAAAAGCCGGGAGGAGUCGAGUGGUGAGGGCAGUGGCGUGGAGAUCCUGGCCAACCGGCCCUACACGGACGGGCCCGGUGGCAGUGGGCAGUACACGCACAAGGUGUACCACGUGGGCUCCCACAUCCCAGGCUGGUUCCGGGCACUGCUGCCCAAGGCCGCCCUGCAGGUGGAGGAGGAGUCCUGGAAUGCUUACCCCUACACCCGAACCCGGUACACCUGCCCCUUUGUGGAGAAAUUCUCCAUUGAAAUAGAGACCUAUUAUCUGCCUGACGGGGGGCAGCAGCCAAACGUCUUUAACCUGAGCGGCGCUGAGAGGAGACAGCGCAUCCUGGACACCAUCGACAUCGUGAGGGAUGCUGUGGCUCCAGGCGAGUACAAAGCAGAAGAGGACCCCCGGCUGUACCGCUCCGUGAAGACGGGCCGAGGUCCGCUGGCUGAUGACUGGGCACGCAAGGCGGCCCAGACGGGGCCCCUCAUGUGCGCUUAUAAGCUGUGCAAGGUCGAGUUCCGCUACUGGGGCAUGCAGGCCAAGAUCGAGCAGUUCAUCCACGACGUCGGUCUUCGUCGGGUGAUGCUGCGGGCCCACCGCCAGGCCUGGUGCUGGCAGGAUGAGUGGACAGAUCUGAGCAUGGCUGACAUCCGGGCACUGGAGGAGGAGACUGCCCGCAUGCUGGCUCAGCGCAUGGCCAAGUGCAACAUGGACAGUGAGGGGCCUGAGGCCCAGCCCUCCGGGAAGCCAUGCACUGAGGCCCAGGCUGGGGCCAGCCAUGCUGGCACCCCCGAUGGGCCCGAGGUCCCCCUGGGCCCCGACGCCUCACCCGAUACCAGCUUUGGCAAACAGUGGUCCUCAUCUUCCCGUUCCUCCUACUCGUCCCAGCAUGGAGGGGGCGUGUCUCCUCAGAGCUUGUCUGAGUGGCGCAUGCAGAACAUUGCCCGAGACUCUGAGAACAGCUCUGAAGAGGAGUUCUUUGACGCCCACGAAGGCUUCUCGGACAGUGAGGAGGUUUUCCCCAAGGAGAUGACCAAGUGGAACUCCAAUGACUUUAUCGACGCCUUCGCCUCCCCGACGGAGGCCGAGGGGGUGCCAGACCCCGGAGCCGAGGCCGCCAAAGAUACGAGGGACAGGGCCCGAGGACCCAGGGACUCGGAGGGCCCAGAUGGAGCAGGAGAGCUGGGGGCCGAGGCGUGCGCCGUCCACGCCCUCUUCCUCAUCCUGCACAGCGGCAACAUCCUGGACUCCGGCCCUGGGGACGCCAACUCCAAGCAGGCGGAUGUGCAGACGCUGAGCCUGGCCUUCGAGGCCGUCACCCGCAUCCACUUCCCCGAGGCCCUGGGCCAUGUGGCGUUGCGCCUGGUGCCCUGCCCACCCAUCUGUGCUGCUGCCUAUGCCCUGAUCUCCAACCUGAGCCCCUACAGCCAUGACGGCGACAGCCUGUCCCGUUCCCAGGACCACAUUCCACUGGCUGCCCUACCGCUGUUGGCCACUUCAUCCUCUCGAUACCAGGGCGCUGUGGCCACCGUCAUUGCCCGAACCAACCAGGCCUAUGCCGCCUUCCUGCGCUCGGCUGAGGGCGCUGGCUUCUGCGGGCAGGUGGUGCUCAUUGGAGACGGUGUCGGUGGAAUCCUGGGCUUUGACGCACUCUGUCACAGUGCCAGCGUGGGCACGGGGAGCCGGGGCAGCAGCCGCCGAGGGAGCGUGAACAAUGAGCUGCUGUCCCCUGAAAUUGGCCCAGUGAAGGACCCCCUGGCAGAUGGGGUGGAGGGGCUGGGCCGGGCCAGCCCGGAACCCUCAGCUCUGCCCGCCCAGCGUGCCUCCAGCGACACAGCCAAUCCUGAACCUGAGAGCUCUCAGAACAGCCUGCAGGUGGCCCCCAUGACUGCCUCCUCCUCCGGGGAGCCCAGGCGGGCAAGCACAGCCUCCUGCCCACCCACUGCCACCUCUGAGGCUCCCGAUGGCCCCAUCAGCGCGGCCCGCCUGGACUUCAAGGUCUCUGGCUUCUUUCUCUUCGGCUCCCCGCUGGGCCUGGUGCUGGCUCUGCGAAAAACCGUGAUGCCUGCCUUGGAGGUGGCCCACAUGCGCCCGGCCUGCGAGCAGAUCUACAACCUCUUCCACGCGGCCGACCCCUGCGCCUGCCGGCUCGAGCCCCUGCUGGCCCCCCAGUUCCAGGCCAUCGCCCCACUGGCCAUACCCCGAUACCAGAAGUUCCCCCUGGGAGACGGCACGUCCCUGCUGCUGGGCCUCUUUCUGGAGGAGCUGGAGAUGGUGCCCUCAACACCCACCUCUAGCAGCGGUGCCUUCUGGAAGGGCAGUGAGUUAGGCGCCGAGCCGCAGGCCCAGCCAGCUGCCUCCAGUACCACCAGUGAGGUGGUUAAGAUCCUGGAGCGGUGGUGGGGGACCAAGCGGAUCGACUACUCCCUCUACUGCCCCGAGGCGCUCACCGCCUUCCCCACCGUCACGCUGCCCCACCUCUUCCACGCCAGCUACUGGGAGUCGGCCGACGUGGUAGCCUUCAUCCUGCGCCAGGUGAUCGAGAAGGAGCAGCCGCAGCUGGCCGAGUGCGAGGAGCCGUCCAUCUACAGCCCGGCCUUCCCCAGGGAGAAGUGGCAGCGCAAACGCACGCAAGUCAAGAUCCGAAACGUCACUUCCAACCACCGGGCCAACGACACGGUGGUGUGCGAGGGCCGCCCCCAGGUGCUGAAUGGACGCUUCAUGUAUGGGCCCUUGGACGUGGUCACACUCACUGGAGAGAAGGUGGAUGUCUACAUCAUGACGCAGCCACUGUCUGGCAAGUGGAUCCACUUUGGCACCGAGGUCACCAACAGCUCAGGCCGCCUCACCUUCCCGGUGCCCCCCGAGCGUGCACUGGGCAUCGGUGUCUACCCAGUGCGAAUGAUGGUCAGGGGCGACCACACCUAUGCCGAGUGCUGCCUGACAGUGGUGGCCCGCGGCACCGAGGCCGUGGUCUUCAGCAUAGACGGCUCCUUCACUGCCAGUGUCUCCAUCAUGGGCAGUGACCCCAAGGUGCGCGCCGGCGCUGUGGACGUGGUCAGGCACUGGCAGGACGCGGGCUAUCUGAUUGUGUAUGUCACGGGCCGGCCUGACAUGCAGAAACACCGUGUGGUGGCCUGGCUGUCGCAGCACAACUUCCCCCAUGGCGUUGUCUCCUUCUGCGACGGCCUCACCCAUGACCCGCUACGCCAGAAAGCGACGUUUCUACAGAGCUUGGUGCAGGAGGUGGAACUGAACAUUGUGGCUGGCUAUGGGUCCCCCAAAGAUGUGGCCGUCUACGCGGCACUGGGCCUGCCCCCUGGCCAGACCUACAUCGUGGGCCGCGCCGUGCGGAAGCUGCAAGCUCAGUGCCAGUUCCUGUCAGAUGGCUAUGUGGCCCACCUGGGCCAACUGGAAGCUGGCUCCCACCCUCACGCCCCUACGGGACCCUCGAGGGCCACCCUGGCCAAGAGCAGCUAUGGUGGGGCUGCCCCUGUGGACUUCCUCCGCAAACAGAGCCAGCUGCUGCGCUCUAGGGGUCCCAGCCAGGCGGAGCGAGAGGGCCCAGGGACACCACCCACCACCCUGGCCCGGGGCAAGGCCCGAAGCAUCAGCCUCAAGUUGGACUGCGGUGAGGCCUAAACUGUGGCUGGACCUGGGUUAUUUAUUCACACGUUCAGGGGCCCAAGUGACCACGUGUGGGAGGCUGGGGGCCCAGACCUCUGGCCCUGGUCCCCCAACUCCACACCCUGCAUCUUUGCCUGCCCCUCAGUAUUACUUCCCUUUCACGUGGGGGGACCCAGACCAGGGGGAGGGAGGAGGGAGCAACACGGGCCCAGAGGCUUUUCCAGUGUGUAAACCCAUGAAAAUAAACACCAUGUACCUCCCACUUGAUUGCCCACUUGCCUGGUCUCUCAGGGUGGCCAAG